Molecule: messenger RNA, 10509 nt
Organism: Felis catus (domestic cat)
Lineage: Eukaryota; Metazoa; Chordata; Mammalia; Carnivora; Felidae
Gene: PGAP1
Product: post-GPI attachment to proteins inositol deacylase 1
Exons: 27
Coding region: 138-2906 (922 amino acids)
Biological process (GO): GPI anchor metabolic process; endoplasmic reticulum to Golgi vesicle-mediated transport
Cellular component (GO): endoplasmic reticulum
Molecular function (GO): phosphatidylinositol deacylase activity
Source: RefSeq, a predicted model, not a curated record
GCACUGUGGGGCGGGCGCGCGGGCAGGCUGGGCGUCCGCGCAGGCGCUCGCUGUCCGGGCUUCGCUCAGGCGCUGGCUGCUAGGCGUUCUUCGCGUCUCUUGGUCCGGGUUUGGGGCCGCGCGCCGGCGGCGGCACCAUGUUUCUUCAUUCAGUCAAUCUCUGGAACCUGGCGUUUUAUGCCCUUAUGGUCUUCAUGGCGACCCUGGGGCUGUGGGACGUCUUCUUCGGCUUCGAGGAGAACAAGUGCAGUAUGAGCUAUAUGUUUGAGUACCCGGAGUAUCAGAAAAUAGAACUUCCAAAGAAACUGGCAAAACGCUAUCCUGCAUAUGAAUUAUAUCUUUAUGGAGAAGGAUCCUAUGCUGAAGAGCACAAAAUUCUCCCUUUGACGGGUAUUCCAGUUCUCUUUCUUCCUGGUAAUGCUGGAAGUUAUAAGCAAGUCCGUUCUGUUGGCUCUAUUGCACUUAGAAAAGCAGAAGACAUUGACUUCAAAUACCACUUUGACUUCUUUAGUGUGAAUUUCAAUGAAGAACUGGUGGCACUGUAUGGUGGAAGUCUUCAGAAACAGACCAAGUUUGUACAUGAAUGCAUUAAAACAAUUCUCAAACUCUAUAAGGGUCAAGAAUUUGCUCCAAAAAGUGUGGCAAUAAUUGGUCAUUCUAUGGGUGGCCUUGUUGCAAGAGCAUUGCUUACAUUGAAAAAUUUUAAACAAGAUCUGAUAAAUCUUCUUAUUACACAAGCUACACCUCAUGUUGCUCCUGUGUUGCCAUUGGAUCGUUUCAUAACAGAUUUUUAUAUGACUGUAAACAACUAUUGGAUUCUAAAUGCUAGACACAUAAAUUUAACCACACUUUCUGUAGCUGGAGGAUUCCGGGAUUACCAAGUUCGUUCAGGACUGACUUUUCUUCCAAAAUUAAGCCAUCAUACCAGUGCCUUAUCUGUUGUGAGUUCAGCAGUGCCUAAGACCUGGGUCUCAACAGACCACCUCUCCAUUGUGUGGUGUAAGCAAUUGCAAUUGACUACAAUUCGAGCAUUCUUUGAUCUUAUUGAUGCUGAUACUAAACAAAUAACUCAAAAUCCCAAGAAGAAAUUGUCAGUUUUGAAUCACCACUUUAUAAGACAUCCAGCAAAACACUUUGAGGAAAAUCCAGCAAUAAUUUCUGACUUAACAGGGACAUCUAUGUGGGUUCCAGUAAAAGUGUCCAAAUGGACCUAUGUGGCUUAUAAUGAAUCUGAUAAGAUAUAUUUUACGUUUCCUCUUGCAAAUCAUAGAAAAAUCUACACUCAUGUAUAUUGUCAGAGCACCAUGCUGGAUACAAAUAGUUGGAUAUUUGGCUGCAUAAACAGCACUUCUAUGUGCCGGCAAGGGAUUGAUUUAUCAUGGAAAGCUGAACUGCUGCCAACAAUUAAGUCUCUGACAUUAAGACUUCAAGACUAUCCUUCUUUGUCUCAUCUUGUGGUUUAUGUACCAUCUAUUCAUGGAAGUAAGUUUGUUGUGGAUUGUGAAUUCUUUAAAAAAGAGACGAGAACCAUUCAGCUUCCUGUAACUCAUCUUUUUUCCUUUGGACUCUCUUCAAGGAAAGUGUUAUUAAAUACAAGUGGCCUGUUUUAUAAUAUAGAACUUCUAAACUUUGGACAGAUAUACCAAGCUUUUAAAAUCAACGUAGUGAGCAAGUGCUCAGGAGUAAAAGAAGAAAUAACUAGUAUCUAUAAACUUCAUAUUCCUUGGUCUUAUGAGGAUUCACUAACUAUUGCACAGGUACCAUCUUCCACAGAAAUUUCUCUGAAACUCCAUAUUGCUCAACCAGAAAACGAGAGCCAGGUAGCAUUAUUAAAAAUGUACACAUCUUCAGACUGUCAGUAUGAAGUGACAGUUAAGACUUCCUUUUCACAAAUUCUUGGACAGGUAGUUAGAUUUCAUGGUGGAGCUCUUCCUGCUUAUGUUACAUCUAGUAUCCUUCUUGCUUAUGGAGGACAGUUGUACUCUCUUUUCUCAACAGGUCAUUGCUUAGAAUAUGCUACUAUGUUGGAUAAACAAGCCAAGCCAUAUAAAGUUGAUCCUUUUGUACUUAUGAUUAAGUUUCUGUUGGGAUAUAAAUGGUUUAAGGAAUUAUGGGAUGUGUUAUUGUUGCCAGAAUUAGAUGCCAUCGUUUUAACUAGUCAGAGUAUGUGUUUCCCCCUUGUAUCCUUGAUUCUCUUUCUGUUUGGAACAUGUACUGCCUACUGGGGUGGUCUACUUUCUUCUACAUCUGUGAGACUCCUUUCUUCAUUGUGGCUAGCUUUGAAAAGGCCCCCUGAACUUCCUAAAGAUAUCAAGAUGAUAUCACUAGACUUGCCCUUUUUGACCAUUGUUUUGAUCAUAGUUAGUUGGACAACUUGUGGAGCAUUUGCCAUACUUCUUACUUAUCUUUAUUAUGUGUUUAAGAUUGUUCAUCUGCAAGCCAGCCUAGCAACUUUUAAAAAUAGCCAGACUGUGAAUCUCAAACACUCUAGAAGAAAUGAAAAAAAAUCAAAUCACCAUAAAGACUCUACAGUACACUAUCUUCAUUUAUCUGCCAAUGAUGCUGAAGAUAGUCUUCGUAUGCACAAUACUGUGAUUAACUUAUUAACAUGGAUUGUAUUACUCAGCAUGCCAUCUUUAAUUUACUGGUUAAAGAAUCUCAGGUAUUACUUUAAACUUAGUCCUGAUCCGUGUAAACCUUUGGCAUUUAUCCUUAUUCCAACUAUGGCAAUUCUUGGAAAUACUCACACCGUUUCAAUAAAAUCCAGUAAAUUGUUGAAGACUACUUCACAAUUUCCACUUCCUCUGGCUGUUGGUGUAAUUGCUUUUGGGUCAGCACACUUAUACAGGGUUCCAUGCUUUGUUUUCAUUCCUCUUUUACUCCAUGCGUUAUGUAACUUUAUGUAAGACUGGAUUUAAGGAAUGAUAAAAAUAAUUUAUAUCAUUAGAGUCAGUGUUAAGAGGGAAUGCACACAUCCAUGAAUGUGGAUGACAAGAUCCUUUGGAGAAGACAGGUCUAUUUUUACAAUAUUGAAAAUAGGAAAUUAGUUUUAUAAUGCUUGAGGAAAAUAGUUGAAGCAUGGUUUAGUUUUGUGGUAUGGCAUCUAAGUACUAGUCAUUUUUGAAAAAUUAGUAAAAGGAUAUGGUGGCCACUGUUUUUGAGGACUUCUCUGCAUAACAGCUAUUCUGCUUGAUCGGCCAUACUGGGGAUCUUCUAAACACUGAGUAAAUGUAGCAUUGCUUGUAAUCUCAACUCAAGCAUUCUGCUCAUUUCAUCAAACUUUCUUCUGAAAAGUAGAUUGCUCUGUAUUUGCUACAGUAUGCAUAUUGAGAAAUCAGUCUUAAAAGAUUGAUGAAAUUCACAACUGUUUGGUUUCCCAAAAAUGAAAUAACCACAAAAAGUCUUUGGUCAGUUUUUGGCAGCCACAGUGAUCAAGGCAUAUCUUUUGUGUUCUUACAUCUAUGAAAAUACAACUUUUAAUUUUAAGGAGACAUGUUUUCUUGGUAACCAAUGCAAGAUUAAUUAACAUAAUUUAAACUCAAAAUUCAAUGAAAUUUUCUUGCUGCUUUUCAAAUGCAGAUCUUAUUUUGUACUCUUGGUAAACAUCAGGAGACUAUUAAAGAAAUCUGUUGUUAAAUUUAAAGAGAAUUCUCCCAAAUAUUUACUUACUAGCAUUGGAGCAGUACAGUUGUCCAGCAUAUGUCAUUUUGUUUAAUUCAUUGACCCCAUGGUUGCCAAAAGUGCCUCAGAUCAUGGUGGAUUGUUAACAUAACUAAAUUCCAGUGGUCAGAAAAAACUCCAGGUUUGCACAAGUUUUGUCUACUGUAGAGAAAAAGCACGAUUAAGUGCUGUACCACAUUUGAUAAAUAAAAUUAUACUAUUAACGGAAUAACCACUACUCCAUUAAUAGCGUAAUGUAUAAACAAUAUACUUAAAUAGAUUGGAGGUUUUAGCCACUAGUUUUAACAAUGGAAUCUUAAUUUGCCAAGAUGAUUACUGUUUCACAGAAAAGAAAGUAAUAUUUCUUUCAUUUCAGACUUCAGCUCACUUUUAACUACAAAAGAGUAGGUAAUAGAGCUAAGUAUUUUGCCUUAAGAUAGAAUAAACUCAGGCUGAGGUGUACUUGGCUCAUGGAGCCUUUCCUUUAGAUGUAUACGCUCUACAUACCCAAAACCUUUUUAAGUAAAGCCCUUAACUCCCAGUAGUACCUGCGAACUUGUGUCUUUGUUAGUACCCAGGAAUGUCCUAGAGUACCAGAUUCUUUUUAUCGGCUGUUGCAUCUGGAUUCCAUUACAGUCUCUCAGCUGUUACUGCCUGUGGAGGGUUACCUCACUUCUCUUCUCAGUUAUUCCUCAGGUCCUUGCUGUUUUGGCAUCAUUUGAGGGUUUCAGUGUCGUCUGUGAGGGUUUGUAAAUUUGUUUGAUUCCGUUGUUUCUCCCAGCCUCAUGCCUGUUGUUCAGUAUUUAUAUUUUCACUUACGAAGAUCAUUAAAGGGAAGUGAUAAUCUCAUAGUAAGACAUGGCAAAUAUUUCAGGUUCUUGUUGAUUUGAGAGAGGUAGCAAAGGGAUAAAAUGCAAAAUGCUUGUUUGUUCAGUACCUGAAAGGAAAGAUGUCCCAUGACAUACCACAUGUAUAUUUAAAUAAGGACACAUGUGCCUAUGUUUAUCUAUUCAUAUACCCAUAAGUUUAUGUACAUUGUAUCUUUGUUUUUUUCACUGAUGUAUUUCAAGUUAUAGGUUAAUUGUGUCAUUUAACUAUUUCUGAAUUUAAACAUAUUUAUAUACAGAAAGAACUUUAGAAAAUUCAUUAAUUUGGAUCUUCUAUUGACAGCCAUAAUCAUGGUGUUUAUAUGAUAUAAAGUCUUCUUGUUCAGUCAGGACCGUUCAUGACUAAAAUAUAACAAGCUUAAAUUUCUCAUUUGUGAGUAGGAGAUUAGCUUUUUAAAGCAGCAGACUAGGCAUAUUAUAUCUCACUAGACAAUUUCCAUGUAAGUGUAGUUAUCAAGUCCUAAAGUCUUAUUUAUUCUAACAGAAUAUUUCAUUUUAGGGCUAUAGAAAGGAUUCUAAUUAAACAUUUUAUAAACAACAGGUUGGGUCUUUAGCCAUUAUGGGUACAUAUAUAUACAGAUACACGCAUGCACGCGCACACACACACACACACACACACACACAUUUUGACAGAGUCUUUAUCAAAUCCUGAUGCACUUUAAACCCAAAUAACUACCAGAGAUGAGAAGGUAGGCUCUGUCUGAAGAUUAGGGAAAUUGAUGUUUCUGUCACUUGAGAAAAUGAAGGUCCUUUUGCCUCUCGAUUAUACAUUGCUCCUAUCAUGCUUGCAGCUUAUUUUAUUAGCUAGUAAAACAGCACAGCUUUAUUAGCACUGUUACUAAAAAUGAAGUUGUUUAUUGGCAGUUACAGUGUGUCCAAUUCGGCAAACUUCUGAGCUCUAGUACUAUAACAUUUUUAUUUAGAAUUUGAGUUUUGAGUAAGUUUUGUGCUUAUAAAAAUUACUCUUGGACCCUAUCAUUGAUAACUACAUCAAACAUAUAGACCGAAUGGUAAAAAUACUGAGUAAUUUCAGUGUUUCUAAAGCCUCAGUUGGAGUUACUAUUAUAACUUGGAACUGAUAAUACAAUAGAAAACUUUAACCUCUUUUUUCUGGAUCUUUUGCCAGAAAUUAAACAGGUUCUGCUAACUCUUCUUGGUUCUCACCAUAAUGAAAAUAUUUAGAACAGUGGUCCUAAAAAACCAUGUGUGCCUCGUUCACAUUGAUUUUGAGUCUCUUCAGUAUAUAUAGAUCAUGUAUUGAUUAGUCGUUAAUUUUUUUUUCAUAUUUCAGUCAGAUAAAUUCACAUGUAUAUAAUGGAAUACCUUUUCUUGAUUGAACUACACUACAAUCUACAUGAUUAUACAGUAAAGAAAAAUAAAGAGCUAUAUACUAGGCCUAGUAAAUUUGUUUGUUGUUGAUUUUCCUAUCACUUGUACAGAUGGUACACAUUUCCACCACACACACACACACACGCACACAUACUUAAUAAAGGCAGAUUAUCUAAUUUGUUCAUUCUCUAGUUUUACACUUAAUGCUUCAGACUUGUCAUUCAUAACACAGUAUAUUUAUAUCACCUCACUGCUCAUUAGCACCUCUUACACUAGUGGCCAGAAGGGAAAUAAAAGGAGAUAAAACUGAUUUUCAGUUUAGUUCUAGAAAGCUGUAGGGAAAAUGGAAGGAAUUGAUUCCUGAAUCCCAGGAUAAUUAAUCUGACCUGUAUUUUCAUCUUGGGCAUUAGGUCUGAGUGUAACAGCUUGCUUAUUAGGAGGUUUAGUGCAAAACUUUACAUUGCUGCAUUUGCAAUUUUAGUAACCUAUUAUUAAAAUCAGUUGGGAAAAAAAUUUUUAGUGUGUUGCAGCUUUUUAUGAUGAGGCAUCUGUUGAUUAUUUUUCAUCAUUUUUUUUUUUCAGUGUUACUAUCAUAGGAAACUAGAUACCUUGUGCAGUUUUUCAGGGGGAAGUCAAUUCGGAGAGCAUGACACACUUCCAGGAAGUAAUAAAAGUAUCUUUGUGUUAUGCAGGGCGCCUCGCGGUCUCAGAUAGUGGAGCGUGCAACUCUUGAUCUCAGGGUUGUGAGUUUGAGCCCACAUUGGGUGUGGAGAUUACUUAAAAAUAAAAUCUUUAAAAAAAAAAAAAGGAUAUCUUUAUAUUACUAAAUUAGACCCUGACAGAAAGCUUCCUUGCCUCCCAACGUAAAUGUAGAAGGUACUUUUAUAAAACAGAUGAUUUGGAGCUGAAAUUUCAUCUCACUCUUGUUGAACAGAGGGGACAACAUUACCAAGUCUGUAAUGGACUUCUUUUUUUACAUAUUACUCAUGCAUUUUUUCACAGUAAGUUUCAACAGCCUGAGGAAAUAGGAGGUCUGGGAGGCUAUUUGUGUCCUUUACGUUUAAUAAUGAUGAUAGGAAAGAAAAGUCAGGCCAGUAAUCCAAAUCUGAAUAUGUGUACUGUAAAUGCUCAAGAAUUCACAAUUUUGUGGUAAGUUAUAUUAUGAAUAUAGAAGACUGGAUUUUGUAUAUUAGUAACAGUUUUAGAACAGAAUGAAGUUUGGAAAUAGUGAGAAUAGACUAACUUGUUAUAUUAAUAGUAUAAACGUAACAGUACACCUGAAUCAAUAAUGUCUUUCAAAAGUUAGAUGAUAUUCUAAUGUACAUGUUGAUUACAUUGUCUGUAGUUGAAGAUUCUGAGUCAAGUACAGGACUUUCUAAAAGUGUUUGUUUUGGCAUGUUAUGCUGUCAAAAAUGACUAUGGUUUGAAAUGCCAAGUAACCAAUUUCUGACGAUUUUGUAUAGAACUUGAUAUGUAUGAGUCAGAAUUAUUCUGUAAUGAUUCUGUACCUUGUAACUUUGAACACUCGUAAAAAACAGUGUAAAUUUGUUUGCAUAUUUGAAUUUAAUCUUAAUUUAGGAAGUCUAAAAAUUAGCCAUUUUUGUAAAGUCCGUGUGCUAUUUUUUAAUGUUAUUUUUGCUUUUAGUAUUUGUAUAGUGGUAAUAUUACUAGCACCAGUAAAAGAUUUAUAGACAAAGCAUAGAACUAUUAACUAUUCAGAAGCCUAGAUUAUAGGCAUAUUUUGUAUUUCAUGUUGUACUUGUUUCAUAUUGGACUUUUUGCAUCCCUUUUACAGGAAAAAAACACAUUUGAAUUUUUUUGAGCGUAAAAAACUACAUUGAAAAAUAUAACUAUAUUCGUAUGGUUAGCAAAACAUGCUUUGCCACCAAAGGCUAAAUGAAACUGUAAAAUACCUCCAGAUAUUUGUGCCAAUGAAUUUUUCUUAACAUAUUGGGAUUAAAGCAGAAAUAUUAUUUUCAGUAUUUUACAUCUAGGACUUAUAUUAAAUAUGUAAAUCUUCAAAACUUAUAUUCCAUACUCUAAUGUUUCUUUGAAAACAUGUAAUGUACCAUAGUAUAUUCUAUUUUGUCUGAUUUCUGGGUUAAUGUUCUCUGGUUUUAGUGGGUUUAAAAGUUAGUUUACCCAAUAAUGAUCUUUUAUUAAUUAAUUGAAGUAAGCAUUUGAAGUAAUCUUGCUUUAUUUAUCACAGAUUCAUUCUGUGUUGUAAAACUUCAAGUUUUGUUGUACAGAUCAUUUUUUGGUACAGGUGUCUCUUAUUUAUGUAACAGUGUUUACUGUGAAAUUUGUCUUCUGUGUAUUUCCAUUACCUUUUUAAAUCACAUGUUUCAAAGGGGAAAAUUAUCUACUAGAUCCUAACUUAGUCCAAUGAGAUAAACAUUUCAAAACACAUAUUUUAACAGAAAAUAUAAACAAUCAAUGGUGUUAAUGCUGAAGUGUUAACAUUGAUGGGUGUUAUAUUCAUGAGAGAAAAGUAGAAAAAUGAUAGACUCAACAUUUUUAUCUGAUUCGAAUUCUUUAAUUUCUUCCCUCUGGAAAUUCUCAAAAGGAAUUUCAUUCCUUCAUAUUAUAGUUUUUCCCAUUGAAUCAUGUAAUUGAUUUAAUCAUUUAUUGUUUCUCUGCCCAGUAAUGCUGAUGCAGUUUGCAAAAAUAGCCUUGGAAGUAAAGAGGCAAGAGAAAACCAAAUAUUAAAAUGUUUGACUGUGGUGACGGUUUAUCCAGUUAUCUGGUAGUGACUGGAUAUUAGUAAAAAGAUGAUGUACAAGACCUAAAAUUUCAGUUAACAUUGUUUUUUGGAAUGAAUUUUUCCUCUGUGUUAAGUAAUUUUAUCCUAAGUAGGAAAUACCUGUAUUUUAAUAUAACUAUGCUGUCUACAGAAUUAAAUAUGUGUUUGUUGGAAUAUUGGUAGAAAUAAACUCUUCCUCCACUACAGAGGGGGAAACAAAACUUUCAAUUUUUAGUGUAUAUAAUUUAUGAAAUUGUAUUGUGUAUUUAUAUUUUUAAAAACAUAUAAAUGACUUUAAAUGUAUUAUUUUGAAGUAGUUGUAUUACAGUUUCUUAAACUUACGUGACUAACUUGCUUACAUAAAUGCUUACAUAAAUGUAGCAACGUACCCACGAGAAAAUAGACCAAAACUGGAUGCGUAUUAUCACUGUGACCUUGAACUUUUAGUUGUUUGGGAUAAAACAGACUGUGCCUUAAAAUGAUGAAAGAAUGCCCUGCAGUUUUUAACUAUAUUUAAUUAUGGGUCAUCUUCUCAACCUGGCACCAAACUUUUUUCUUUGAAGUUGGUUAAGUAAAAUUGUUAAAGUUGACUAGCAUUUCCUGUUUUGCUCUAGAAACCUUUAAUUUCCAGAGUUCUCAUUUUGAAUUAAAAUUGACUUACAUUUCAUAGGUGUAGCAAGUAAGUUUGGCUAAAGUUUCUGAAAAUAAAUUUAUUUUAGGAAAAUGUGGUGGCACUUCUGUUUUGUAUUUACACAUGGAAAAUUAAUAUUCAAGUAUAUUUCUUUGUCUUUUUAAUGAAUAAUCUAUCAAAGACAUGAAGUAAGACCUGUACUUAUUUUUCCUCAGAUUAUUGAGGCUCAUACUUGAAUAUUAGAGUUAGUUUACCCAAUAACAAUUUUUUAGUACUUAAACUCAGAUUCAUGCAGUAUAUUUUUAAAUAUUAUUUUCCCCCUUUUCUCUUUUUCUUUUUCCUUCCUAAUACUUAUUUUUAAGAUCUCAAGAAAGAACUGGCUCUAGUUGUUUUUGUUUUUAUUUUUUAAUGUAAAAACUUGGAUUUUUACUGUGCUUAUUUAAAAUAAUUUCUAUUAAGACAAAUUAUUCCAUUCAGAGGAUAUCAUGGUCUCUGCUAAAAGAUACCCCCAUCUGUGUGUACUCAGAAUUUGUUGUGUAUUUUUCAGUUUCAAUUUUGAAUGUAAACUCAACACAUUUCUUCUUCCCAUUUCGCCUUCACUACCUGCACCUAGAGACAAAAAUCUAGGAUUCUCUAAAAAUAGGUAGAAAGAAAACAUGUCUUUCCUUAGAACGUGGUAAAAUUGAGGUGAAAGUAGUUUGCCAAGGAAAUGUAAUAAAAUACAUGGCUGUCAACCUGCAUCUGUGUUUAUAGUAUAGUUAAAAAUUUAUAAAGGACAAACUAUGUAUUAUACUGAGAUAGACUCAGUAAUAUUUUAUUUGCAAAUUGAUACUUUUGUCCAGAAAAUGCAGUGUAUAGUAACAAUACUUAGUGCAAAGGAAUUUGUCCUAUGGCAUAUACUGGAAAAUGAUUGUCACCUUGCAGAUUUUUCCUUUUAAGCAUGCCUGAUCUUCUCCAGUGCUUUGUAUAAUAUAUGGUGUAUGAAAUACACAAAUGUGAUUUUGUGUGUAUUUUUUAAAUGAUAUAAGUAACAUUAUUACAUUUAACUGGUUGUAAUUCACAAAAAGUGCUAUUUAUUAUACUCUGUAGAGUGUUGUGUAUAUUUUCAUGUGUGUUUCGACAUUAUGGUGUGGAGUUUAAUGAAUAUUUGCCUUCAGUCUUUCCUCAGGUAUUAAUGUGUAGCAAUUUUUGGUGCUUUCUUUUUAAAUCUGUCAUAAUCUGGUGUUCUGAAUGUUCAACAAUAAAUUUGGUGAACAAGG